Messenger RNA from Anisakis simplex (herring worm), 513 nucleotides. NCBI's taxonomy places the organism in Eukaryota, Metazoa, Nematoda, Chromadorea, Rhabditida, Anisakidae. The record is from the annotation of a GenBank genome assembly.
AUGGAUUCUCCGUUGUGGAUGAAUGAAGAUGUGACUGUACGGCAAUGGCGUAUCGAGAGUGCCGAGCAAUUGGGUUGUGUUGUGAGGCAUUUGGCUGAGCUAUUAAUAGAAAAGAUUCCGCUGGUUGCUGUGAAAUGGACGCAACUUUCGAUGGCCAUGGCAUUGUCGAUAUCAAACCGACAUAUCGCUGGUCGAUGCUUUCAGAUCGCAUCUGCUUUAUGCCAGUCUCCCUCUCCGUGGAUUCCAGGCGUUUUGUCACGUCUUGUUGAAACGAUAGGUGAGCAACACGAGGAUACGCAGUCGUACGUAACCGAUUUGAUGUUGUGUCUGCACACGACCGUAUCGCAUUUAGCAUUCGUAGUACCACAGUCCAUCAACACCACACAGUCACCGCAGCACUCUCGCUCGGUAUCGUACACACCUGCAUUGCUGAGGCAGACAGCCAUCGCAACUGCUUCGAAUGCGUUAUCACCUACACACGAUCGGAAAGGUUUGUUAUUAUUGUCGUGUUGA